Messenger RNA from Mytilus trossulus (common blue mussel), 849 nucleotides. Its product is annotated as E3 ubiquitin-protein ligase TRIM9-like. Bases 1 to 849 code for a protein of 282 amino acids. The record is from RefSeq and is a predicted model, not a curated record. The transcript has 4 exons. NCBI's taxonomy places the organism in Eukaryota, Metazoa, Mollusca, Bivalvia, Mytilida, Mytilidae. Gene Ontology annotation, molecular function: zinc ion binding.
AUGGCCCAGUUUGCUUCUAAUGCAUGCGAUAUAUGUAUGAGUGGACCAGGGCACAACUAUUGUGAACAAUGCAACCAGUGGCUGUGUGAUUAUUGUAAAUUGUUACAUCUUCGAUCAAAAAUAAGUAGAAGUCACACCUUUCUCAAUGGGACUUACAUCAGCCAAGAAGACAAUACAUUUUGUAAAGAGCACGGCGAAAACUUUAUAUGUUAUUGCACUGAUUGUGAUUUACCGAUAUGUAAAAUAUGUAUCGUAAGAAAACAUCAAAAGCAUGAUUUGUCUGAAAUCAAUGAAAUGACACGAGGAUUACAGUCUGAGCUGAAACAAAUCAUGGCAUCAAAGAUGCGAUCUGUCAAAGCCAAUCUAGAAACAAUUGAAAAAGUUGAAUGGAGAUAUCAGAGCAAUGUCGAGGAAGCUAUCCGUUCAAUUACAGAAGAUGCGAAUCAGAUGAAGCUGUGGAUUGACAAGAAAGUGCAUGCGCUAAUAUCAUCAAUAGAAAAAAAGAAAGAUGUAAACCUACGUGCCGUACAAUCUGUUGAAAGUGGAUUUAGAAAUGAUAUGAGAGAAUUAAAAAAAUCUCAGAGCGUUUUCAACGACACUACGACGAUAACCGAUGUUAUUAAACUUCUAGAACAGUUGCAGAAUAUUAAAUCAGAAUUGAAUAAUGCAUACGAAAGGCACCUUCCGGUCAUGCCAAACUUAAAAUACUACAAACGAAAUGCAUCUGAACGAGAUAUUAUUAAGUUAUUUGGAGACAUAUCGUCCCAAGAAAUACAUUACGAUAGAAAUAAUAAGGCAGAGAGGAAUAUCAGGGAAGAAAUACUAACUAGAAAGAAACCUGUAAUGUGA